Messenger RNA from Plasmodium gallinaceum, 621 nucleotides. Its product is annotated as gamete antigen 27/25, putative. The transcript has a single exon. Bases 1 to 621 code for a protein of 206 amino acids. NCBI's taxonomy places the organism in Eukaryota, Apicomplexa, Aconoidasida, Haemosporida, Plasmodiidae. The record is from RefSeq and is a predicted model, not a curated record.
AUGGUUGGAUUACAAGAAAAUAACCUUGUAGAACAGGGAGCCCCUAAGAGAGAUGAUAAUACAAAUUAUAUUUUGGCUAAAAUGGAUAUAGAAUUUGAUAUAACGGUAACAGUUCGUUAUUUAGACAAGGUAAAGAAGGGAAAAACUGCUGAAGAAAUAAGAAAAAUUAUAGAAGAUCAUAAAGCUAUUGUUGAAGAAAUUGUUGAAACUGAGAAACAUGAACAUACAAGAUAUAAGUCAUUUUUACAUGACGAUGUGGCAUAUAGAGUAGCUGAUCGCCUUAGUGACUAUUGUUAUGAUGAACCACUAACUGAAACAUAUUGCGCAAAAAUUAUUAAAGCUUUUUGGAUAGAGAAAGAUGUAAUUUUAAAGUAUUUUAAGGAAGUGUUACCAAAUAAAGGUGAUUUAGAAAGAAGACUAUUAAUGAGUAAUUUAACUUUAAUAAAAUCAUAUGUUAUUAAAGAAGCAGAAGCUGCGAAGAUUGAUUUGUCCGAACGAAAAUUACAUAGUAUAUCAGUGAGAUUGAGUAAGUUUAUGUUCUUUACGAGUGCAUUGAAUAUUAUACCAUCGAAAGACCUUCCUUUACAUCCUGAUGACGAUAAUCCACCACCUCAUAAUUAA